Molecule: messenger RNA, 663 nt
Organism: Procambarus clarkii (red swamp crayfish)
Lineage: Eukaryota; Metazoa; Arthropoda; Malacostraca; Decapoda; Cambaridae
Source: RefSeq, a predicted model, not a curated record
AUGUCUAAGACAACACCUGAUAACAAGAAGAGAGACAGGGAGUUUGAAGAUAACAAUUUUGAGGAGGAUGCCAAUAACACAGAUUAUAUCACAGGAAUCAUUUCAGAGAAAAGGGGAAAAAAAGUGCUUGACAAGGGUGGUUCUCCAGCCAGAGUGCUUGAAAAGGAUGGUUCUCCAGCCAGAGUGCUUGACAAGGAUGGUUCUCCAGGCAGAGUGCUUGAAAAGGAUGGUUCUCCAGCCAGAGUGCUUGACAAGGAUGGUUCAUCAGGCAGAGUGCUUGACAAGGAUGGUUCUCCAGGCAGAGUGCUUGACAAGGAUGGUUCUCCAGCCAGAGUGCUUGACAAGGAUGGUUCUCCAGGCAGAGUGCUUGAAAAGGAUGGUUCUCCAGCCAGAGUGCUUGACAAGGAUGGUUCAUCAGGCAGAGUGCUUGACAAGGAUGGUUCUCCAGCCAGAGUGCUUGAAAAGGAUGGUUCUCCAGCCAGAGUGCUUGACAAGGAUGGUUCUCCAGCCAGAGUGCUUGAAAAGGAUGGUUCUCCAGCCAGAGUGCUUGACAAGGAUGGUUCUCCAGCCAGAGUGCUUGACAAGGGUGGUUCUUCAACCAGAGUACUUGACAAGGGUGGUUCUUCAGGCAGAGUAAUUGACGAAAGUAUAGCUCAAAGAUGA